AUGUCUGAGUCACAGCCUAUUAUCAUCGUUGUCAGACAUGGUGCGCGUCUCGACGCUGCCGAUAAAGAUUGGCAUUUAACCUCCCCAACACCUUACGAUCCCCCGCUUUGUUAUGGAGGCUGGAUUCAGUCCCGUGCGCUGGGUAUGCGCAUUGGUAGCAUAUUACAGGCGCCUGAUUUUAUAGGGAGAAAUCCUGAACAGGAAGCUAGCGACGAGCCCUUGUCUGACAAAGACCCCAUGACCGCAGCCCCCGCAACCUCGGACUUGUACAACCGAUACAACGUCAUCGUUCAUACUUCUCCAUUUCUAAGAUGUCUUCAAACCUCUAUCGCUAUAUCUGCCGGCCUCAGCCAGUACGGCCUCAACAAAGAACCCCCUACCGCUGUGGAUACCCUACAGCGCCCCCAUGGAGAUGUUGCCGAUGUAGUCCCGCGGCCUCUAAUGCGCGUCGACGCGUUCCUUGGGGAGUGGCUAUCCCCGGAUUAUUUUGAUCAAAUCAUCCCUCCUCCGAGUUCGGAUCGAAUGAUUGCUUUAGCCAAGGCAGACCUCCUUCGUCGAGGUGAGAUUAUUCCUCCAGCACGGGAACCGACUAGAGCAUUCUCCGGACAUUUCCCAGGCGGCUGGGGAAACCACUCCCCGCAAACGUCUCCCAGCGAAGAUGACAGUCAAUCAUCCCCACUGCGAGGCUCAUCAUCGACUCCAAAACAAAGUCCUCAACGUCAACGUGCUAGCACUGUUGACAGGCCACAGAGCUCCUCCGCUGUCGAUGGCGCCUCAACGAUCUUGAGUCGCUUGGAUACAGAUCUAGCAGUUACUAAAAACGCCUCAUAUGCACCUCCAACCCCUGCAUAUGCUGUUUCCGCUUCAGACUCUAUCCCAGCUGGGUACGUCGCACAUGCGCGGGAUGCUUGUGUCAAGAUCGACUACCAAUGGGAUAGUAUGCGGACACCCUGCUGGGGCACAGGUGGCGAGUACGGUGAAGAAUGGAGUUCUAUGCAAGAACGAGUUGCCGACGGAUUUGACCGAAUGAUGAAGUGGUACCGGCAACCAGAAGCUUGUGCUCCUUACCCUUCAAGGGCAGCGGACAAGAGUUCUCCGAACGACGGUCGCCCAAGCCAGGAUGUUCUCAUUCUUGUCACGCACGGAGCGGACUGCAAUGCGCUGAUCAACUCGCUGGCCGGCCACUCCGUUCUCUUGGAUAUUGCUACCGCCUCCCUCACAGUGGCUGUUCCCCGUAACCGACUACCAAAAAUACAGCCCAAAAUUGACGAAAGACCCAACAAUUCCGAUCGAACUAAUCAUUCGAUUUCUCGGGACUACGCUUUGCAGCUUAUUGCAUCCACCGAUCAUUUACAAGUAGGGGUUGACCCUUCUCAGCUUGCUUCGCUUUCUUCCCCCUCGGCCCCUCAACCGUCAUCGCAACCAUCCAUUUCGACUUACCGCAAUCGUAUUAGCUCCCGACCUCCGCUUAUACCAGGCAACUUCUCAAUAGGUCCAGGAUCCACGAAAAUAAACCGUGGAUGGACUCUUGCCCAUCGGCCCUCGUCCUCUGAUGUACCCCAAGGACCUGCUGGGCUCUGGGGAGCUCUAGCUAGUCCCAUUGAAAGUGAGGAAGACCAGGAAGACGAAUUUGUUCCCAACUUCGGUGACCGUCGACCUGUCAGUCACGAUUCCAAGCUCCCUGAUGGUCCAGUAGACCGGACAGGUUGGACAAAGCAAUUACCUCAACGAACCCGGUCUCAGAGGGGAUUAUGGGGUAGUGCGCUCCCCCUGGAGGAUCGCGAGGCGGCAUCGAGGCGACGAUGGACUAUGUCGGAACAAAAACUAUAA
This is a messenger RNA of Penicillium angulare, 1830 nucleotides long. RefSeq lists its product as uncharacterized. NCBI's taxonomy places the organism in Eukaryota, Fungi, Ascomycota, Eurotiomycetes, Eurotiales, Aspergillaceae. The record is from RefSeq and is a predicted model, not a curated record. Bases 1 to 1830 code for a protein of 609 amino acids. The transcript has 2 exons.